CCUGGAAUAUCAGAGAAUUGGAAACAAUUAUAUUUUGGGAUUAUGCACCUUUUGUGGUGGCAUAUAAGAAAAGAUAAUUAAGUAUGCUCCCAGGAAGUAGCUGCCUCUCUGCCAAUCACAAAGUAUAUUGAAGGAUGUGUCCGAAGGAUCUUAUCAUGUGAAAUCCUUCUGGAUCUCAAUGGACUCUUUUUAGAAAUGCAAAUAAAGAAAAUGAAGGAUAUUGGACAGCAGGUAUAUACUCCGCAAGUGAAUGACGGACAUAAUUCUUUGACCAUGUCACCCAAACAACCUAAUGCUAGUAGAGCAACUCGACCAGAUAGACAAGAAGCUCAGACUCUUUUGUAUCAAGGCUCAGAGGCAGAGGCUGCCAUGAUGACCGUUGCUACAUGUGUAAAGUGCAAAAGUGUGCACAAAAUCCCUCUUCAAGAUUUGAAAAAGGGUACUGGGCAAAGCCAAAAGGAAGACAGAUAUGUUUGCUUCAAAUGCAGCCUUGGUGUGGCUCCUCCCCACUUUCAUUUUGUGAACAGUAAUCCCAGUGCUACUCAUGUAGGAAAUAAAACUGAAACCAUCACAAGUUCCGUGAAUAACAAAUUUAAGGUAAGGAACUUUAAGCCAGGCAAAUACUAUUGUGAUAAAUGUCGAUUUUCCACAAAAGACCCUCUGCAGUACAAAAAGCACACACUUCAACAUGAAGAGAUUAAAUUCAUUUGUUCUCACUGCAGCUACAUUUCCUACACAAAAGGGGAGUUUCAGAGGCACUUGGUGAAACAUACAGGCAUAUUCCCUUAUCAAUGUGAGUAUUGUGACUAUGGUGCUAUUAGAAAUGAUUAUAUCGUCAAACACAGGAAGAGAGUACAUGAGAGGGCGAGCGGAAAACGGCCACCCAGAACCGGGGCCAAGCUGGAGCCGAAAAGAACCAGCACAUCAAAGCAAAACCCGGAGCUCGGAAAAACUUCCCAUCCGAGGACGACCUUUCAAAAUAAGUUGUCUGAUCAACUCUCAAGGUUCUCCCUCCACACAAACAGAGACAAAAUGCACAACAUCAUGUUGUUACCGGAAUCAAAGGAAUACCAAAAAGAUGUAGUGUGUAUUCCCAAUAGAGUGCCCCUUCCGGAGCCAAGUGAAGUCAGUCUGUUUGAGAACAAAAGUGUGGAGGUGGAAGUGUUGUCCCCCUCGCAGGAGCCCGUUCAGCCCGGAAUGCCGCUGACAGUCGUGGCCCCAGCGGAGCUGGUCGUCCCUGCAAACUGUUUAGCCCAGUUGAUAGAUGUGAAGAUUGUCAACGGAACACAGCAGCUUGUUCUGAAGCUGUUUCCUCUGGAAGAAAAUAAUUGCCUUAAAGCUGGUAGGGGUGAUGGAGGUAAUUCCAAGCAUAUGACUAAAGAGAAGGGUCCAAAUGAACAGGAAAAAAUGGUUUCUGUGGAACAAACAAAGUCACUGAUGAUUGAAGGGAAUGUUGGAAAACUUGCAGGUAUUGAUAAUCUUCAAUCCUCAGUUCCAAAACAACUUAAGAAUGUGAAAUGGGUAAGGUCUUAUGAUUUUUUCAUGUCAAAUUCGGGUGUGCACAACUGUGGAGAAUCCCUUCUCAACUCCGAUACGGCUGAGGAUUGGCAGAAAAAAAGGAAUCUCUGUGCACACAGAACUGCUCUUCCUUCUGUGGCCUUAAAAGGCACUUCUCCAUCCCCUGUAGCAAAAAACAGUGUUUUAUGUGGUCUUGGAACUGCAUCAAACCCUUUUCCGUAUAAGGCUGCUGUUUCUUUUACUGAAGAUGGAAGAAAUUUACACAGUAACUCACAGCAUUUAUUUCCUCUUGCUGCAUCGCCUGCAGCCAUUUCCUUCUCUGGAGAAAAGGGUUUAUUGCCCAUCAGUAAAACUGACUUGGGAACUAGAAAUGAGAUCAGUAUUCCUAUAAAAAUGGUUCCCUCUACUAGGAAGCUGAAAGACAACCAGACAGAGGAACACAAAGCAGUUUCAAAUAUAGGCCAGAUUUCCUCUCAACAUGCAAGUGAGUAUCUACACAUAAACAUAACGGGAGAAGACAGAAUCAGGUCUCAGCAGCCUGGGGAUAAACCUUUGGAAUUAAAGAAUUCUGAAAGGACUAAUAACCCUUUCGAUGGCCCAGUCAUCUCUUCAGUGUUUUCUCUGAGCUCUGGAUCUGAAAAUGUCCCUGAGGGCGUUAAGUGGAAUAGUUCAACGUCGAAAAUAAAGUCAAUUGAACUCUUGCGCAGAAAGAUAGCUCAGUUAAUUGAAUCCUGUGGCAAGCCUUCAUCUUUGGCUACAAAUAGUACACAUCGUCGUUCUGCAGGGCAGCCAUCAAAGGUAGCUUCGAAAGCUACCCCUGAAGAUAUUCAGCAAAUUAAUGUGUCAUUUCCUGGCACUGACUGUUCCACGGGCACUCUCCAAAAACCUCAGGAUGACAGUGGUGUUAAUAGACAGAUUACUCGUCAGCAAAUAUAUCCACCGUUUGUAGAAGGCAGCAGUGGGAAAACUGAAAGCAGAGUAGCUGGGAAGGCUCAUGUCGCUACUCCAGUGUUGAUCCCCAAAGGGGCUGUGUUGAGGGUUCUUAAUUCCUCUGAGGAUGCCCACAUUAUAGAGGCUACAUGUGAAGCACCUGUCAGCAUUCCUUGCCAUGAGACACAGUUGUUAAAACCUCUUCCUUUCUGCCCAGUGAAACAGACAGACUCAGACUUACAGUCUUUGACAAGUGAAAGUGGGCCAAUUGACAUGUCCCAAAGUCUUGACACAUCUCUUCGGCCUAAACCAAGAAAAGAGAGUGCUACUUGUAGCACCGCCCCUAAAAAACCUGGCCCCCUGCACGGACAGCAAGGAAGCAGUGAAUUGAGUAAGCAAGGGAAACUGCUUUCCAGAAGUGUUCCUAUAAGUAGAAAUAAAACCAAACAAGUAAACUCGUCCAAGAAGAAAAGCAAAGUUCAGGCCGAUCCCAGCCGCUGUCUCAAGGAUCCUUCCAUUUUUCAGGUUGCAAGACAACUUCGACUGAUAGCAGCUAAACCAGACCAGUUGAUUAAAUGUCCCCGCCGGAACCAGCCUGUCAUUGUGUUAAACCACCCUGACGUUGACUCACCGGAAGUGACCAAUGUGAUGAAGGUAAUAAACAAGUACAAGGGCAACGUCCUCAAAGUCGUCUUGUCCGAGAGGACUCGGUGUCAGUUAGGCAUCCGACGGCAUCACGUUCGGCUGACCUACCAGAACGCGGAGGAAGCCAGUCAGAUAAAAAGGCAGAUGAUGUUGAAAAUGAAACUUAAAAAAGUUCACAGAAACAACUACCAGGUGGUGGAUUCCUUGCCUGAUGAUUCAGCACAAUGUAUAUUUAAGUGCUGGUUUUGUGGGCGGCUGUAUGAAGACCAGGAAGAGUGGAUGAGUCACGGCCAACGACAUUUGAUAGAAGCAACUAGAGAUUGGGAUGUUCUUUCUUCCAAGGGCAAAUAAGUGGAAAAUUGGUCUUCGAAGCAAAUUGUUUUUCUUACUUUUAGUUUAUCCUGGUUUGGAUUUUUUCUUCCUCCGUGACUCAAUAGGAGAAGUACAGAUUGUAGGAAUGGGAGGAUCAUUAAUUCUUAAGAUCCCUUGUAGGAAUGUUGAGAGCCAGGAG
Molecule: messenger RNA, 3604 nt
Organism: Ceratotherium simum simum (southern white rhinoceros)
Lineage: Eukaryota; Metazoa; Chordata; Mammalia; Perissodactyla; Rhinocerotidae
Source: RefSeq, a predicted model, not a curated record